ACCGCUCAUUGGUCAACAAAAUGGAUUCGGAAAGAAGUGAAAAUUCCUCGAAAGGUGUAAUCAUAGAGCACAACAAGGACUCCCCGUUCCAGAUAUUGGACGUUCGGUCCAUCAGUGAAGUGCCCACAUCGUUUCACUAUCCACCGACGUUUGACGAUACCGGAGCGCUGUCUGACGAUUCAUCGAUCAGCGAGCGUGGGCUGGUCAUCGAUAUGGCUGACGAGGACGCUGCAGAUAUGAUGGAAACGGACAAACCAAAUACCACAAAAUUGAGCAUGGGUGAACGUAACGACAAGAGAAAGCUGCCACCGAACGUGACUGUACAGCCGAAUCGAAUCAGCAGAAGGAAAAGCCAACACGUCCCUAUCACAACUGACGAUGUGGUGUUCGGUGUACCGAUCGGUGCGGGACCGGUGGUUUCGGCGGAGGAUGAGAUGGAGCUCAAAACGUGCAAGAAUCUCGUGAAGCUAAAUGUGUUGCUGCGAAGCACCAUUAACCACGUGCUGGAACAACGCUACGAUCGAAAUUUCAAUUUCAACGCCGCGCGGACCGAUCGGAGUAGCUUCGAUCAGUUGCGAAGUUGGGUAAACUGCUAUGAGAAAAUCAAGAAGGAAUCUGCUGCCGAAAAAGCCCAACAGGAAGAUCCACAAGUUGAGUGAAGAAAAAUAAGGACAUUUAGUUUUAAACGCUGGAUCCAGUAUUCUGCCGAAGAGGCAUUUAAUCGGAAUGAUAGGACCGAUGUGGUCACAACAGCAGCUAGGAAAAAAACAUACUUACUGUCUCAGGGAGGAUCAACUCGAUUGCGGUAGUAAAAAGGCGAUUCUAGAAGGUUACAUAAACUCGAUAGAGCAAUCACAUAAUAACGAUCUUUUUAUUUAAUAAUACUCUUCGCGUUCUUCUAUCGAGGAUAAUUCAAAGAUAUGCACAAUAGUUUUCGCGGCUACAACGCUUUCGAAUGAUCACUCUUCUCCGUUCCGCUUGACAAUAGAAAACAGCGAUAGCUUCUGUUCCUUGAGCAUCCCACGGUGCACGGGUACUUUGAUAAACGCUCCGUGAAUUCAACGAUGCACGCUUGGCGAAAAUUGACCACUUGCACCGUAGUCCCUUGCGCUCCGUGCGACCUUCGACCGGUCUAACGGCAACAUUCGGGUCCACUUCAGCGAUGUGCAGCAGCACGUCAAACGCAGCUUUCGGGCACGCGUGUCGUCAGCAACCGGUCCUUGAUCACGUUGAUAUCGAGCUCGGAGCUACCCGGACCGGGACCGGAUCUCGUCGAGGGCAGAAUUCCCACGAUGCUACCUUGCGCCAGGUACUCGAGCGCCUCCAGGGAUGGUGCGGGAGGUAUGGAAGCGACCGCUCCUUGCUGCAGGUCGGCCGUUAUCGAUGUGUGAUAGUUCGCGUCGUGAUUCGCCAACACGACCGUACUCGCCUGAUAUGAUAUGGGGGUGGGUGAAAAGGCUCCGUACCGCGGGGAAUCCUUAAAGAAAAAGGCGAAUAUAGGAAAGCGUAAGACUGGCAAUCGCUUGGAUCGAUACACGCUCGAUAUACCUUUGUUGUAGUUUCGUUGUGCUGAGGCGUUGGAAGCAGCGGGGAAGCAGAGACUGUAAUGUAUAAUAUAAAAAUGAAAACAAAUAACGUUAAUGUAAUUAAAGACAUCUAAAUUAAAAGUUCAUUGCGUA
This is a messenger RNA of Anopheles coustani, 1679 nucleotides long. RefSeq lists its product as uncharacterized. Bases 21 to 659 code for a protein of 212 amino acids. Lineage: Eukaryota; Metazoa; Arthropoda; Insecta; Diptera; Culicidae. The transcript has 2 exons. The record is from RefSeq and is a predicted model, not a curated record.